GUCGUCGCAUUUGUGUGGGUCAAGUUCAUUUCGAUUUGUCUAAAGUAAUGUGCCUUAAUUCUGUAUGAAAAUGACCGAUUCUGAAGCCAAGGAGAAGAAGAAUGUUUCACAGACAGGUAAACUGUCACUGGAAGAAGGUGAAUCUUCAUUUCAAAAUAAUGAAGAUGGCCCAAGUAGAGGAACCUCCCCGCACCCCCUCUUGGUGGUGGAUCAGCUCCGAGACAGAGAGAGAACGUUAUCCGCAUCAGGUGCCUACUCGGAGACCAGCGAGGGGUCGGGCGGCGUUCGGCACAGGAAACGAGCCAAGCCGUCGGAGCCGGCCGAGGAAGACUUUGUCUUCUUAGACGUCGUUGCGGACAACGAGAUUGAGGCUCAUAAGAUGGAGCAGAACUACAUGUUUGGGUUCAAGAAAUGGAAGAGCCACGUGACAAAGCGCCCUCUAGAUGAGAGAUCAGAAAUCGUCAAGACACUGUAUGAACAGCCAAAGAAGGUCAAACCAUUCAUACACUCUACGUUAUCCAUUGGCAACGUCCUGUACGCCAUCUUGAUUGGCUGGUGGCUGGCCCUCGUCUACCUGCUAGUUGCUCUGCUGAUGCUCAUCACCGUCAUCGGAAGACAUCAUGCCACAUUCUGCCUGGCUCUUGCCCAGUACUUCCUGUGGCCCUUUGGCAAGUUUGUCAAGGAGAAGACCUGCUAUGAGCUGGAGGAAAGCCAGGAGCAAGUCGGCGAGGAGAAACCACUUCUCGGCAAGGAGAAACCGCUUCUCGGCAACGGGAUCAGCGCCAGUCAAGACUCAACCGCCUCACUGUCGCUAUCAAACUCCCUGCCGGCUUACGUCAAGAAACACAGCAACGAUUACUUGGACACAGACAGCUCCGAGGGUACAGUCACUCUGUCCAUCGUCAACUUUAGGGGCGUCCGGAGUGACUCGGGAUAUUGGAGGAGACCAUCGACCUACGUCUGGUUGGUCCUCGGAUGCCCCAUCCUGCUUCUAGUGCACACCAUCAUCAUCGUUGUGACUGGCCUCUUGGUUGUCUUCAUCCCAAUCUCAAAGCUGAACAUCAUUGCUGUCAGAAAAGUGCUUCUCCUGCCCCCAGAAAAGCUCAGAAUAAACAAGACCAGUGACUUCAAGAGUGAUGACCGCACAUAUUCCCUUGAGGUCAUCAUGUGCUCCUACCAAGCCGUCAAUGUCUACUACUACAAGUACACGGUGGAUGGAAUGAACGUCAUUCUUGUCAAUAUGCUCAUCUUCGUUGUGUUCACCAUUGUUCUAGGCUACGCAGAUACAGACAAUGUUGUGGCUCACCCGAUUGUUAAAUUUGUGAUGGGUCUGGUAGCCAUCAUCCCGCUUGCCUACUACAUUGGAAUGGGGAUAACAAGUAUAUCAGCGCAGAGCACCAACGCCGUUGGAGCCGUUCUCAAUGCAACAUUUGGUUCCAUCGUUGAGCUGAUCCUGUACGUCUCCAUGCUGCUCAAAAUGAAGGACGCCAAGACGUCAUCUACGUGUUACAAUACCCUGGUCAAGUCGGCGCUCGUCGGCACACUGCUGGUUACAAUGCUGUUUAUUCCGGGUAUUAGCAUGGUUGUGGGCGGGAUCAAGCACAGCGUCCAACACUUCAACAUGAAGACAGCCUCAGUCAGCUCCACGCUGCUCUUCAUCUCCAUUGCCGGGAUGUUCUCCCCGACCAUCUACAACACCGUCUACGGCGUCUUCAGCUGUCGGAACUGCACCAGCACGAUUCAAAACAUGACCACAGAGGACGGAUUCAAAUGCAGUGAAUGCAGCCAGACAUUUAACCCAGAAUCGAGUUUCUACAUGGACAAAAUCCUUCCGAUUGUCUACAUCUGCGCCACGUUGCAGCUUCUGGCCUACGUGGUGGGGCUGAUCUUCACCCUCAAGACACACUCCCACAUCCUGCAAGAGCAGAUGCAUCUGCCGGCCGGUUCCCAGGAGCACGCCAUGAUGCACUGGGGUCGUAUCAAGAGCACCGUCAUCCUGCUGUGUGCCGUCGUCAUGAUGUCGUUGUGUGCUGAGGUUGUGGUUCAGAACAUUGAGCCGGUGCUGAAAAGCACCACUCUACCAGAUGUAUUCUUUGGGGUCACGCUCCUCGCCAUCGUGCCAGAUAUACCAGAGCUAAUCAACGGAGUCCAAUUUGCCCUGAAGAACAACGUCAAUCUCAGCAUUGAGAUCGGCAGUUCAGUAGCCGUUCAGGUCACUCUUCUCCAGGUGCCCAUCCUGAUCUUGGCUGAUGCUAUUUAUCCUCUGCAUUUCUACAUGAUCUUCUCUGACGUUCACAUGUGGUCGGUCAUCAUCAGCGCCAUCAUCAUGAACUACAUCUUCAUCGACGGAAAGAGCAAUUAUUUCCAAGGAUCCAUGCUGUGCAUCGUGUACUUCAUGCUCCUAUCCUUGUACUUCUUUGCCAUCGACAACGACUACAGUGGAUGCAUACCGGGCUGAGCUGCUAUGACGGCAUUGCCGCGGCAAAAUGGGUGUGAGCUCCUUUUGCAGCCGAUCUGAUCGAUUCACAGCACAACGUAUCACCAAGAGUACCAUUUGUUUUGUACCACAGGGGGAGU
Patiria miniata (bat star) is the source of this 2577-nucleotide messenger RNA. Its product is annotated as putative cation exchanger C521.04c. Gene Ontology annotation, biological process: intracellular calcium ion homeostasis; calcium ion transmembrane transport. The transcript is spliced from 20 exons. The record is from RefSeq and is a predicted model, not a curated record. The coding region runs from base 65 to 2458 and encodes 797 amino acids. Gene Ontology annotation, molecular function: calcium:proton antiporter activity. Gene Ontology annotation, cellular component: membrane; endomembrane system. Lineage: Eukaryota; Metazoa; Echinodermata; Asteroidea; Valvatida; Asterinidae.